Spirodela intermedia is the source of this 4636-nucleotide messenger RNA. The record is from the annotation of a GenBank genome assembly. Lineage: Eukaryota; Viridiplantae; Streptophyta; Magnoliopsida; Alismatales; Araceae.
AUGAGGAUCCUGCAGUGGGGACUCUUGGUGUCUCUGACAGCUUGUCUCAGCGCGAUUCUGGUCUUCAUUGUCGGAGUCCCUAAUUCCUGUGAGUUUCCUCCAGUUCACUGGAGUUCGAGAUCCGUUUUCUCGUUGGCAUAAGUGAUCAUCGGAAUUCUCACUUUCUUCCUUUCCUCUUGAACCCUGUUGUCGAUUUUUUAAAAUUUGUUUUCCAUUCUUUCUUUGCCAGAUUACCUUUACGGUUCGGUUUCGGAAGAAGAUCUACGUGCAGUGUUUACCCUUCGCAACAGCUUCAGGAAGUGCGUGGUAAGACAGCAAUGGUAUUUUUUUUUUCUGUUUUAUCAUUGGUGGCUUCGGACGUAUACUUUAAUAGGUAAGAAUCAACGAGAAAGAUAAUUUCAUGAAAGUCAGUAAGCUUCAUCUCCGGAAAGUUGUUUUCAUUGAUAUUUUUUCUCCAUCGGUUCAUAAUUUCUUUUUAAACGUCAAUAUUUUAGUCAGUAACUCGGUGGUCAAUAUAAAAGGAAAUAAAGACAGGUUCAACUACUUCGUGUCUUCCUGUGCUAAUUUAUUUAUAAUGCAUCUUCCUGGACUCAAUACCUUUGCAUUAGGGCUUUUUAACGCCACUGUUCUGGUACCAGUGCCUGAAUAUGUACCGUUUUCAUGUCUCAUUCUAUUAAGUGCGAAAUAUUGAGUCGGUAAAGCGAAUGUUGGAAACCUGGAUCUAUACCUGGGAAAAGGGAUAAGAAAUGUAUUUAGUGUUUUUUCAGCAACUUCCUUUGUUCUCUAAUAAGGUCUCACAGAUCCAUCUCGGGAUUUUGCUAGCAUCCUUUACGAGACAUUAUUGUUACGUUGUAAUUUGAAAUCCCGAAACCGUUGUUCCUUUUCGUUCAUGCCCUGAAGAGCAAAAACUAUUGACAAUAGUGCCAUAAAUUUUGUGAUCUUAUCCUUGUGUUAUGCUUUUUAUCCUUGCGCGGUGAGGCAAUCUUCUCUUCUUACCGAUUCAAUUAUUGUAUACUGAUACUUUUAUAGUAUAAUUAGGAUCAUUUGUUAAUUUUGGAAUAGUUUCAAGUCAGAAAACUGUGCUUCAAUGAAAGAAAUUCAUAUCAGGAUAUUCACAUAUCAAUGGCGGAUUCUCAAUGAUAUUUCAGAAAGCAAAUGGGUUAGGACUGGAAGCUGUGGAUGGUAGAGAUGAUUGUCAAAUUACGUUAAAAUUUCCUCAAGACACAGUGCCAAUGUGGGUAAGUUGUUCUCUUUAUUUCUUAUCAUGUAUUUGUUUUUUCCUUAGCCGGCCCAAGGCAUCCCAUCCUUCCCAUGCGACAGUUACUGGACUCUACACAUAACCAUGGAAAUAUCAUGAACUCAUGCAUCCUUCUGAGGAAUAUAAGAAGCCAUUAAUUAUUUCCUACCUGUCCCUCUUCUUAACAAAGGAGCAAAUUGUAUUACAAAGGACUCGUCACGUACAUAAACGCCAAGUACGUUCAAUAGACAACAUAUUAUUGAGCUUUCAUUCGUGGACCAAGCCACUUCUUGCACAACGUCCGCAUUGAAUACGCACACGAUGUAAACUGAUGGAAUCAUAAUUAGAUAGAUUUAUGUUCCGAAAAAUGAACUUCAUUUUUUUGUUUCUGAAUGUGCCAACUGAGCUGACAGGAACUUCAAUUUCUGCAGAAAGAUCCAAAAUCUGGGGAACUUGAAGGUCUAUCAUUUGAUUUCAAUCUAUGUGAGGCUGUUGUGACGUGGGAGCAGGUAUGCUUAUUUGUUCAAUGUUACUCAGUGGUGGUAAGCGGACGGUCUGUUUUGAUACCUGCUCAAGCAUCCGAUGUAUUGAGAAACCAUGCGAUUCUUUCUCUUUCAUUCACAUUGUAUUACUCAAGUUCCUUGGGGACAGAUCACUAGUCAAGCCACAUGUACGGAACUCAUCCUUUGUUUCCCCUUCUUUCGAAUGUCCUUCCGAAAAAAAAUGUCUGACCUGUGGUACAUCCCUGAUGUAUCAUUCCCUGCUUGGAAACAUACGACUGUGUUGCACUCCAUCCUGGUUUACUUAUCUGAAAUGGUAGUUCUGGCACAGUCAAUUUUGUUUGAUGGUUAUUCUGGAAAUUCCAUUUUGCCAAUCUAAGUUGUAGAUGUUAUUGGCCAGUGCAGAUAGGAUUCGUUGUGUGCAUGUGUUUCUAUGUGAGGGUGUUUUGAUCCCAAUGUGUCUAGUGUGGCCAUUUUGGUUUUACAACCGUGUAAUGUUACCGGUAUUGAAGACUGACUUUGUGUACUGAUCUGCAGGUUCGGAAUAGUACCACAAUACUUACAAAAGAGUUUAUUGAUGCUCUACCGAAUGGGUGGGAGGAAUAUGCAUGGCAGAGGAUAAACAAGGGCAUUCUUCUGUAAGUAAAUUAAUUGCUGUCUUAUAAUUGGGCAAAACUCACUGCAUUAUUUUCCUUGGAUCCAUGAUGUGAGCUCUAACAUGGGGGGAUAUCCUUAUGAAAACUUCCUUGUGAUCUGUCUUAAAAGUACUAAUUUUAGCCUUAGAACUCUUUACAAGUACGAUUAAGUUGCUUACUUCGAUGUUUUCUUAAUUCAGAAAUAACUGUCAAAAUAAAACUCUUUGCAUGGAGAAGCUUUCACUAGUGCUUCCUGAAACACCGCCAUUGAUGCCACGACAAUUUGGGAGAUGUGCUGUAAUUGGCAACUCUGGGGAUCUUUUGAAAACAAAGUUUGGCGAGGAAAUAGAUGGUUAUGAUGUUGUUAUUCGUGAAAACGGUGCUCCUAUCCAGGUCUGGUAACAGUACUUUCUCCAUUGGUUAGUGCAGCUUUUUCCCUCUAUUUUCCCUUUUAGGAAAACAGUAAUUUUAAAUUUUAACGAUUUUUUUGUUUUUAUCUUCUGCUUAUAAUUUUAGAACUACACCGAAUUCGUGGGGAAGAAAAGCACUUUUCGCCUUCUCAACAGAGGAUCCGCCAAGGCUCUUGAUAAAGUCGUGGAACUAGAUGGUAAAGGAGCUGGAUGCUUUCAUCCUGGGUUCAUCUCACGUAACUGCAAAUAUUCUAAGCUGUCUUCUUCUUUUACAGAAACCAGACAAGAGGUGCUAAUCAUCAAGACAACCAUUCAUGACAUCAUGAAUAAAAUGAUCCAGGUUCAUGUGUUGCCAUCAUGUUGUCUCUGCUUCUACAUGCGUUUUCAGAUUUCUUACUUACGUUCAUAUCAUUGGCUGUUUCGUGUCUUAAAUCAAAAUCUUGGGUUUUUGAUAAAUUUUUUCUGUUCAAUAAGAUGUCAAAAAUUUAGAAGGAGAUAGCGGUUAUAUUCUUUUUUUAAAAAAAAAAAUUCAGCAUGACUGCAGUGGGAAAUUUUACCGGGCAUCAAACUCCUUUUUCACUUAAAUAUUCGACUAUUUCUGUAUCAUAUUAUUAUUAUAUAAUUUUGCGCUGAUUUUCUAGAAGUCCAUGCUCGUGAAAUCAGUGAGAUUAAUCUGAAAUAAAAUCCAUUUCCAUACAGUUUGGUUACUUCCCUUCUAUAAAAAACCAGCAAUUUAUUAGGAUAUAAACAUUUUCCUUCCUCGGAUUCUAUUUUCGCAGGAACUCCCCAUUACAAACCCUAUAUACCUCUUCCUCGGUGCAUCCUUUGGUUCAUCAGCGAAAGGAACGGGUCUAAAGGCUCUUGAGUUCGCUCUCUCCAUUUGUGACUCAGUCGACAUGUAUGGUUUCACUGUGGAUCCGGGUUAUAAGGAAUGGUGAGGGAGCAAUCUGGUAUCUCCAACCCUGUCUCUGGACGAUGGUAGCCACGUGGAUCCUUUUUAUCCAUUUGUAGAAUCUUUUUUGUCCGAUUUCAGGACGAGGUACUUCUCGGAGUCCAGACAGGGCCACACUCCACUCCACGGAAGGGCCUACUAUCAGAUGAUGGAAUGCCUCGGAGUGAGCUCUCCUCUCCCUGAGUCUCUAAACCCACCCCCACCCGUUACUUACACUCGGUAAUCAUCUUAACUUGUUCGGGGUUUAUUUGAUAGCUCGUCAAGAUCCACUCGCCGAUGCGGGCAGACUUCAAUCGUGUAGUGAACCCGUUGCCCAGUCGCAGCCUGAUUCAUGCUGCGCGAAUUGCAUCAGAGAAGCUGCUGAGGUAGCCACAUCUUCUCCACUCUCCUUUUUUUUCAGUCCCUUCUCUCUCUCUCUCUCUCUCUCUCUCUCUCUCUCUCUCUCUCUAUCUAUCUAUCUAUGUUGUUUGCAUGGUUAUGUCUUUGAUAUUAUAUAAGUGCGUUUGCCUGCGAAAUCUCUUAUGAACCGCCUUUGCAAUCAAUUUUACAGCCUCUCUCUCUCUCUCUCUCUCUCUCUCUCUCUCUCUCUCUAUGGUAUUUGCAUGGUUUAUGUCUUUGAUAUAUAAGUGCGUUUGCCUGCGAAAUGUUUGUGAGGAACUUAACAACCGCCCAUCUGCACUCCCAGAUUGUACAGGAGGGGAGGGCCCCGAGACUCCUUGAGCUCGUGCUCCAUCAUCAAACAACGACCGCAGGGGAAGAAGGGGCCGCCUCCCCGUGGCGCUGCCGCCCUGAGAAAGGAAGCCCGGGAGCUCCAAGAACGCAUGAAGGGCGCCACCCUGUACCCCCUCGAACAUAACCCCGACCGCGCCAUGCUCUGCAUGGUCCCAGCCCAGUCAACUUGA